CAAGUCACCUUUCUUGGAAGUCAUGGUCAGCACUCACCAGCUUCAAUUUUUUGUGUUUUGCUUCCCCAUUCUUGCUUUGGGCAUUGGCUUCUUCCUACUUUGUGUUUUCCUCCUUUCAGGUUCAUGCUUAGCACCAGACUCACCUUUGAGGAAACUAGCAGUUCUCUACAAUAACAUGAUUCAGAGAGGGGCAUGUAACAACCACCAGCAGCUCCCUUUUAUCAUGAAGCAGAGUGAGCAACCACAUAAAAAGAAUACAGAGCCAUAUAAACGGUGGUGGAGCCAGGAUGAAGCAUGAGGGGGGGCCAAAUGUAUGAAUGCUCACUCAAACUUACAGCUAAGAGUUAGAACGUCUUGAUUUUUUGAACUCUCAAUAUUUAUUUAUUAUUUUAAAGUUCAAAAAAAUAGAAAUGAUUGUAACCUUAAUUAUGUUCAAUGUAGAAUAUAUUAUUUCUUUAAGA
Rubroshorea leprosula is the source of this 461-nucleotide messenger RNA. The record is from the annotation of a GenBank genome assembly. NCBI's taxonomy places the organism in Eukaryota, Viridiplantae, Streptophyta, Magnoliopsida, Malvales, Dipterocarpaceae.